Diplodia corticola is the source of this 1533-nucleotide messenger RNA. Its product is annotated as nad-dependent histone deacetylase sir2. Bases 1 to 1533 code for a protein of 510 amino acids. Gene Ontology annotation, molecular function: NAD+ binding. NCBI's taxonomy places the organism in Eukaryota, Fungi, Ascomycota, Dothideomycetes, Botryosphaeriales, Botryosphaeriaceae. The record is from RefSeq and is a predicted model, not a curated record. The transcript is spliced from 5 exons.
AUGGCCACCGGCGAGGUGUUGGCCAACCGGAGGGACCUCCCGGUCGUAGAUCUUUCCAGUACCGAUUCCGCCGCGCGAUCCUCCGCCGAACAGGCCAAGAGCGCCUCCGACGGCCAUGCGCCGAGCGUGCACGACGACAGCGACGACCAAAUCGACAACGCCUCCCUGUACGAGGAGUUCCUGGACGAGGUCGACCCCUUCGACCUGGAGAGCGGCCCCGAUGUCUGCACCGUGCAAGAGACCAGAGCGUACAGGAAGCGCCUGCGCGAGGUUGGCGCCGGCCCCUUCGUGUACGAGACCGUCACAACCGGCAAAGUCUCCGCCAAAAAGCUAUGCACCGCCUUCGGCAUCAAACCCCCCAGCUUCCUGGAAGGCGCGCCCGACAGCUCCUAUUACCAGCUGCUAGGCCUGGCGAUUGCCAGGGAACUCUCCAAGAGGCACCGUCUGCCAGAGUACUCGACCAUCGAAGAUGCCGCCCGCCUCCUGCAAAAAAGCAAAAACAUCAUGGUCAUCACAGGCGCAGGCAUAUCGACUAGCUUAGGCAUCCCCGACUUCCGUUCCAGAAACACGGGUUUCUAUUCGAAACUCCGCGAGAUGGGCUUCGAGGACCCGGAGCAAGUCUUUGACAUACACAACUUCGACGAAGACCCUACAAUAUUCUAUAAACUGGCGGGCGACAUCCUCCCAGAUCUCUACAACUGGACUCCCACCCACGAAUUCAUCCAUCUUCUGCAACAAAAGGGAAAACUUCUCACCAAUUAUACCCAAAACAUCGAUAACCUGGAAAGCCACGCCGGAAUAGAUCCGGAAAAACUGGUGCAAUGCCACGGCUCAUGGGCGACUGCCACCUGCCGCAAAUGCGGCCAUCAGAUUCCUGGAGAAGAGAUAUUCGCGAACAUCCGCGAGCAAAAGGUGGCCGAGUGCAAGGAGUGCAUUCGCCAACUGGCAGUCCCCCGGCCUGGCAUGAAGAGAAAGCGAAGUUCAAAUGGCGGCUCCCGCAAGAAAAGGCAAAGUGAUGACGACGACGACUCUGAUGGCCAGUACGACAUUCCUCAGCCCGGAGUCAUGAAACCGGACAUUACGUUUUUCGGCGAAGGCCUUCCGAAGCGCUUCUUUUCCCGCCUUAAAGACCACGACAAGGAUGUCACAGAUCUUGUCAUUGUCAUUGGGACCUCCAUGAAAGUCGCCCCGGUCUCCGAAGUCCCUCAAAUUCUGUCGCCUGAUGUGCCGCAAAUCUACAUUUCUCGAGAUCCCAUUCGCCAUAUCGACUUUGAUGUCAAUCUGCUAGGUGAUUGUGAUGUUGUUGUGGCCGAACUGUGUCGCCUCGCGGGGUGGAAGCUGGAACACAAAAUGAUUCCAGAGGGUCUCAGGGCCGAAAUCGAUGCCGUCGAGACAAACGAUGAUGAGAAACACACAUGGAAGGUUUCUCUACCCGAAAGCACUGGUUCCGACAAGGUCCUUGUGGUCAAGCCGGAAGAGGCCAAGCUCGAGGAGACUGAUUCCGAAAAGAUCAAGUCUGAGGAUCCUGCCUGA